Vollenhovia emeryi is the source of this 3576-nucleotide messenger RNA. RefSeq lists its product as uncharacterized. The record is from RefSeq and is a predicted model, not a curated record. Bases 16 to 954 code for a protein of 312 amino acids. The transcript has 2 exons. NCBI's taxonomy places the organism in Eukaryota, Metazoa, Arthropoda, Insecta, Hymenoptera, Formicidae.
ACCUCCAGCAUCGCGAUGCCGCCUGGGCGCGUCGCCCAUCGCAAAUUGUCGGAUUACUGCGGCAUCUUCGCCGAGAAGACUAAUAGGAUCGGCAGGAACGUGGAGAGCUUCAUGCAGUCCCGCGGUUUGCUACCGAUUCGCCGCUCGGUCGACGAAACGCCACGCCGCGACGUGCUCGGAGUUAACGGCGACGUGAUCAGAAACGACCCUCCGCCGCGAGCCGAUGGGGAAACGAGAAGCGAGAACCCUUACCAUCGCCAGCACGAGAAUCGCGAUUACGAGCGGCCGCGCAGGAACGGCCAGAAGAAACGCGUGGCGUACUCCAAUAGCACUUAUCCCCGGGACCCAACGCGAGCCGACGCGAGUUACGUUCGUCGUUUUAACGAGAUAGAACCACGUCGCGCCAGGAGGCGCGAGUACGCGGUAACCGAUUACGACGCGGCGGACACCUGGAGACAAGAGCUGGACCUCGCGAGAGGUGGCCCGUGUGUCUCCAAGCCGAUUCUGAGAAACGGCAUCAAUCACGGCGUAGACGAGAGGCCGUAUUAUUCGACCCUGCCGCGGCGCAGCAAGACCAUCAACUUCAAGGAUCAAGCGGCCGGCUCCCCGGAGGGAGGACGAUGGCGCGCGUAUCCGAAGAGCCUGCAGGAUCUAACGGAUUUGGAACUCGACGACGUCGCGUAUCUCCCGUUCGCCCACGGUGGGGACGGCACGCGGGAGGAGAGACUCGACGACAAUUAUCGUCGACGUAACAGGUAUCGCCCAGAGAAGGAGGAGGAGGACGAGUCGCCCUUCGACGACGAUUAUCUCAGGCUCUGUAGGAGCCUGUCGAGAUUAGAUAGGUAUCCGCGAGGCGGUAGAUACGGACCGGGCGAGGUACACUACGAGAGGGAAUGCAGAACUUUCGGCAAGGACACGGUCGCCUUCAUCUACUACAAGACGUGCUACUUAUGAUCUGAAGAGAAACGCGAUGCAAACGAGCGGUCGGGGGUUCACUCGUCGACAGACCGUCCAUCGAUACGCACGGCUCACGAUCUCAAGCGGAAAUGCGCGUACGGCCGAUCGGCCGUCGCCAGUCUUCCGCGUUUCACGAGCGGAAGCAUUUUCUACUCGGCAAUUUGGCUUAGAUCUUUGUGUUAAGUCGAUCGCAACAUUUAUCACUGCAGUAGAGAUCGAUAUUACAGAAAUUCCCUUCCUCAGAUUCAUAUCUUUUUAACGAUAACAUAUCUUUAUUAAGACGUAAAAACGAAUAUCCGAGUGGGAAAAAGAGAGAACGAGAGAGAAAGAUACAAAGAAAACUGAUUGAGUAAUUGAGUCACAAAUUGCCUUCAUGUCUGGCUUUAAUAAGUAAAUCGUUUCUCGACUGAUAACGAAGUUAUAUCAUCGAGCUUUAAAUAGUUGCUCUUACGUAACUUCUCUUUAAAAAAAAGAAGAAGCGUGAUAUAUCUCUUUUCCUUUUAGAAGUCAUCUUACAGAACUAGAUUAAUUUUUGAUUCGUUAUACGAGAUAAAUCGUUACGCCCAUUCUUCGCGCUGUCUACUCAGUAUCGCAUCUCUUCGAGAUGCUUGCAAAUACUUGCAAAGGAUGAUCAAAAACGAUACCAAAUAAUAUCUAUAUACUAGCGUCAGAUUAGAUCUGAAAUCGUAACCUGUAAACUACUUCAUGCUUGUCGUAUUACCUAUUUUAUAUAUUAGUUUUCGGAGACUGUUCUUUUCAUCAGGUUGAAAUAGACUCUGCGCUAAUAAAUUUUCUAUAAUAUUCAAAGCUCAUUCGCGUCAAGAGGCAACACUAUCGCACUUUCCAAGCGAGAAAGCGACAAUACAUUACGCGAAUAACAAUGUGUAUAAUUACGUAUACCACGAGUAAAACGAUAUUAACAGAGAGUCCUUAGGUGGCUCGAUAGACUGCUCGUAGACUGCCAAGCUAGUCUUUCCGUAAAGUAGUCAAUAUGCAAUGAGUUUGCAAUAAUUUCCGCCGCUAUCUUUUCAGCCGGUUUAAUGGUGUUCGAGCACCAUUUCUUUCGAGGAUAUCGCGACGAGCCUCGAGAGGGGGAGAAAAUUGUCAGCGCUAGAUAACGAAACGAAAUGUUUUUACAGCCAAGCGGCGCGUGUCGCUGGGGCAUUCGCGUUUACUAGGAAGGUACACGACAAUAUAUAGUGUGUAGAGAUACUUUCCGCGGACGUGUGCAAAAUAGUAAAUUUUGCUAAACUCGGAAUAUCGGGGCCUCGUCGCGUGGCACAGGCGCCAAUGACUUAACUACGACAAUAUCGAUUUGUAGAUGUAUCUACAUAUGUUUCAUAUAAGACGCGUAUUGUGUACAUUGGUUAUUGUAUAUUAUAUACAUAUGUCUCCGUCGUGCUCGUGGAACUUACGCAAUUAGCGACGACACGACGCGACAUAUAUAGCCGACAAACAAAUUCUCGACAAUACCACAAAUUGCUAAUUUCGCGAAGCCGGUAGAGCGAAAUUCGGCACUGUUAGCUUUAUUAAGAAAUUAUGCAUAUGUAAUACGUGUAACGUUGGAAGCAGCUAUACUUAUAAAUAUCCGCGGGUGCGAGGGCGCGAGUCCCUCAUCUGUGCAACUGAUCUUCAUUAUUCCUCCGAGUCUUCUGCUUUCGACGAUUUCCUGCACUUCCCGAGAGUGCGGCCACUCGUGUGGCGAAGUCGCGAUUAGACGAAAGUCUCCAUGACGUUGACUGCACUUUGCGGAUCACAGUAAAUCUGUGAUAAUCGUCGCGGGGAAAAAUUCCCUUGAAAUAUCUUUGAUGCCGGGGCUACACAACGUGGGCGAAAACAAAAAGGAACGUAUUACUACGACGAAUCGGAUUUGAUAGAGACUGAAGUACCGAUAUGAGGAGGAAAUUUUUCGUCGCGCGUGCCGCAGAACAGAAAUCGCGUCUGUAAUUUAUCUAUCGUACCCGUGAGUCAUAUCCCUGCCAUAUCCUAUACGUAACCAAGUGUAUAAAAGUCAGCGGAGGCGCAUUAAAUCCCCUGUACUUAAAUAUUUUCACGUAUUUCUGUAGACAGUGAUCGAUCGACGCGCGGAGGGAGGGGGAGAAAGAGAAAAAUCUGCGUUUGCGCAAGCUAUAUCGAUUCGCAAAAUACAUUCCAUUUUUUAUACAUGUAAAAGACACGUGUAUAUGAUACGCGAGAAAAAUAAUAUUGCCAACGUCGAAAUCGUAAAUUCGGGAAACGACAUAUCACGUAAGAAAUAUAUAAUAUUUCGGUACCGGCAUUACUGUCUACAAGAAACGAGUACGCGCUCCUUCCUAUACGAGGAAAAAAAAACCAUAGUUACAUAGAGUGUCCUGAAAAAAUAUAUACCAGCGCAUUCUAAUUAAUGCUUUAUCGCGACAAAUUCUCGGCACGAUUACUCUUCAGUCUGAGAAAAAAAAGACUGUCAGCAACCCAUCUUGGGGCCCACAAUUAGCAAUCGAAUUGUUUCAAUUGUUCGUAACUUCUGCUCUGGAAAACAUUUUGACCGUUUCUUUUUGCCGGUAAGUGCCUCUUGAGUGAAAAUUAUCUUUGCGUUACUGAAUAUCGACAGAACGAACUGAGAGAAUUAAUUAGUAUUAC